UCCUUUUUUGUUUUUUAUUUUUUAAAUAUGGAAGUUAUUGAAGAUGGCAAUAUUAUGGAUCGCAUUCCGAUUCUGCUGCAAAGAGAUUUGGAAUACUAUCAGAAAAACCAAACAGUGCUAUCGGAGACAGUGUGCCGUGGUGUGGUUGGUGGUAGACUUGAUUUCCCCAGAAAUGCUUCAUUUGCAGCUGUCAAAAUAGUUCUGUGGCUUGAAGAGGAAUUUUCCAUAGCUUUUAAACAAGGCUCAGGAAUGUUUGUGGGUACUGAAGAAGAUGAGAAGACUGAAGGGGGAGUGGCAAAGACCUCAGAUCCUGAUAAAUUUGUGCAACUGGCUAUCAAAUCUAGUGACUCCUUAUUAGAACACCUCCACAUGUUAGUGCAAGAGGCACUGGAUCAUGCUGACCUGCCGGUACUGACGGCUGCGUUAGGUGCCGCUGCGUUAUUGAAAAACAGCCUUUAUUGCUACGUGCAGCAUGUUGAAGACAUGGGCAACCACGAGCGGCACUCUUUGUUGCAGGCAUGUUACAAACGCUACGUGACAAUGGCGGAGGCUGUAGGUGAGCGAGUAUUGGACUUGCACAACCGCGUGCUGUCUCUAUACAUACUGCAAGACUCGGGCGGACGGCCGAUCGACGGGCAGACGCGCUGCGCACACGCCGCCGGCACGCCCUCUAUACAAGGAUGGUGGCUGUAUAUGAACGGCAGCAGGAAAGACUUGUGGGACACAGUGCCACCAAGAAUGGCUCAAAGAAUAUUCGCUGGUAUGCUUAACGAAACACUCACAAUCUUGACUGUAAGAUAUUGCCAGACAAUAACAACAGAAACAACUACACCUCUCCUUCUGAAUGAUAUAGUAAACGUGCUACAGUGUGUGGCUCAACUGCUACCUUCCAUCUGCACCAAUGGGUCAGACUUGGCUGGUCUUGAUGUCUCACACCAAACUAGGGAUGUGAGGGAUGUUCACUCUAAAUGCAAUGAGUUGUUCAAAUGUCUUGUGUAUAGGGGUGCUGAACUGCAUUUUGUACAUCAGGCAUUUACCGAAGCUGACCAAGAUGCUAAUACUAAAAAAGAAAGUCCAUACCCUUGGUACACCUUUGUCAGUCCUAAACUCUUUGACAAUCCAUUUGAUGAUGCAUCAGUACGGAGUUCUCAAGAUCUGCCAACUAAAACAGCUUUGGGAUUAGAGUUGAUUGUGCUAUUGGCUCAACCGCAACCGUCAUGGGCUUUGGUUGUUAAGGUUCUAAUGAUGCGAGACUGCCAUCUCAUCAGGAUGCUGUUAAUCCGUGCUCUCCGGUACAUGAGUGUAGACAACCACCGCUGGGCUGCAGAUGGGCUGUGGUACAGCAUGGAUACCAACAAAUGUGGCGGGUUUCUGUGUACAGUUGAUGGUUUCUGUAAGUUUAAGGGGGACUCUGAUGGUGGUCAAGAGUUAGCGAGGGCAGCUGGAGCCCUCACUUACGUUCUAGCUAGUAUCGGAAGUAAGGCUGAGUUCAAGUCCACUCUCUGCUAUGCCCUUGAAAUAUCUGGGAGAGAUUGGGCCGCUUGCUUGGAUAAACGUCAGGUGUGGUGUGACCGUCGACCUCCGUGGUUGGCGGGGCUGUUGGCCAUGGUUGGAUCUGCAUUGCAAUUUAUACCGCCAAUAUUGGUCAAUGCUUUACAAAGUGGAGCUUCUAUGUAUCAGACAAUGUCUCUCUGUCUCACAUGCAUGCUCCGUACCAUGGACUGCAUACCGCGCGCCUUCAUCAACGCUUGCACUAUAAUAGAAAGCUCUCUGCCUACCCACGUGAAUCCGGUGGGAGGCUCUGUAUUGAUACAGAUGCUGGUCAUCAUCACCUAUGAAGAGAUACAGAAGUUUGCGAAGCUGGAAGCCGCUAAGGAGGCUUUAGCUGCAUCAUCUAUUAAUGGUGAACCGCAUGGCACUACACCGAAAUCAAAGUCGAAGACCAAACACGUGCGGAUUGUCGGUUUUGGACAAACUACUAGCAGCUCUAGCAUGGAGGGUAGCAGCGCAUGCGCAGUGUGUGCGGGCGAGGCCCUCACGGCGCUGGACGAGGACCACAAGCACACGCGUCUGCUGCAGCUCCUCGCCACCACCGCCACCACCAGCCGCCCCACGCAGGACCUGGGGCUGGCCGACUACCCUGAGUUCGCUGAGCUGUUUCAAGAGGGUGACGUUCCGGGAGCUAACGCAGAGAGAGCGAGUGACGCCGCGGCGCUGACUAGUCAAAUCCUCAUGACGGCACCGGGAAGGGAUAGUCUGCGUGUUAUAUACACUCAUCUACAACUCCAUUCAGAAUGGAUUUACAAAGAGCUGGGGAUACAAGAGAGCUGUGACGUCGACAUACCGUUGAACAGAGCACCAUUAUUAUACAUCAUGUUCCAUAUCGGACGACAGCCUUUUGAUCAGUAUCUUCGGGGCGAAUGGCCGAUGCCGUGGAGUAAGUUAGUGUCAGCGGCCAAGUCCUGGAGCGGCGCAGAGGGUGCGCGUGCGCAUGUCAACAAACGGGUCGACGUACGCCAAGCCAAAGCACUGAAUAAAUAUAACAAACACUUGUCCGAACUGUGUGCUGUCUUCAAGGCUAAGAAUGAUGCAAUUUUGUAGAUGUUAUUGUAAUUUAAUAAAUUUAUUUAAAUAAAAUCGAUUUUUUACUUUAUUAUCUAUUUACUUCAGCUUUGAUGAUAUAAUGUAGUUGUAUAAUAUAAUGUUUUCUCAUGUCUAAUCGAAUAUUAUGCAUUGAAUAAAAACAAUUUUUCCAUUU
Manduca sexta (tobacco hornworm) is the source of this 2758-nucleotide messenger RNA. RefSeq lists its product as uncharacterized. Bases 28 to 2601 code for a protein of 857 amino acids. The transcript has 17 exons. The record is from RefSeq and is a predicted model, not a curated record. NCBI's taxonomy places the organism in Eukaryota, Metazoa, Arthropoda, Insecta, Lepidoptera, Sphingidae.